GUCAUGUGAUUUCCAGUAACUGCAGAGAGGGGGAGGAGCCUCCAGUGAAAGUGAAAGUGUUCAGACUCGUUCUAACUUCAGGGAGCAGACGGAGGAGACGUGAAGUCUGAGGCUGACUGAAGAUGAGUGAUUAUGAGGAGGAAGAGGACAGAGCAGAGUCUCCAGGGUUCAGCUGUCUGUCUCUGAAGAGUGAUCGGUCCAUGGCUCAACCUCUAAACUUCAGUAAUGAACCUGGACCCUCACACACAAAAGGUCAGGACCACAGACUGAGAGCAGAGUCUCCAGGGUCCAGCUGUCUGUCUCUGAAGAGUGACUGGUCCAUGGACACUCCUCUAAACUUCUGUAAAGAACCUGGACCCUCACACACAGAGGAGAGGAAGAGGAGUCAUGUUUCUGAGGAGGAGCAGUCGUCCUGCUGUGCUUCGUGUCAGGACGUCCUGAAGGAUCCAGUCUCCACCAGCUGUGGACACUGGUUCUGCAGACAGUGCAUCACCUCAUACUGGGACCAGUCUGGUUCUUCAGGAGACUCCUCCUGUCCCCAGUGUGGACAAAGAUCCAGAACAGGAGCUGGAGGUCAGACAGCCGAUCCUGGUCUGCAGGAGGUUUCAGAUGAACAUAAGCUCAGUGUGAGGAGGAGAUGUGAACAUGUGACUGAAGGAAGUGAUGAAACAGGAAGUAGAACCCUCCUCAACAGGAUCUACACUGAGCUCUACAUCACAGAGGGACAGAGUGAAGAGGUUAAUACUCAACAUGAGGUGAGGCAGCUUGAGACGGCUUCCAAGAAGAAGAUCCUCCAGGACACUCCCAUCAAGGUCCACGACAUCUUUAAAGCCUCCACUGACCAGCAGAGCAGCAUCAGAGUCGUCCUGACCAACGGCGUCGCUGGCGUUGGAAAAACCUUCUUGGUGCAGAAGUUCACUCUGGACUGGGCAGAGGGUUUAGAGAACCAGGAUGUGGGUCUGCUGGCUGUGCUUUCGUUCAGGGAGCUGAACCUGGUGAAGGACCAGCAGCACAGUCUUCUCACGCUGCUCCAUGUUUUCCAUCCAGCGUUACAGAAGCUCACUGCAGAGACGCUCGCUGUCUGUAAACCUUUGUUCAUCUUUGACGGCCUGGAUGAAAGCAGACCUUCUCUGGACUUCAACCACAGGGAGCUUGUGUCUGAGGUCACACAGAGGUCAUCAGUCAACGUGCUGCUGACAAACCUCAUCCGAGGGAAUCUGCUUCCCUCGGCCCUCGUCUGGAUAACCUCCAGACCUGCGGCGGCCAAUCAGAUCCCUCCUUCAUGUGUUGACAGGGUCACAGAAGUACGAGGCUUCACUGACGCCCAGAAGGAGGAGUACUUCAGGAGGAGAUUCAGUGAUGAAGAGCUGUGCAGCAGAAUCAUCUCACACAUCAAGACGUCCAGGAGCCUCCACAUCAUGUGUCAAAUCCCAGUCUUCUGCUGGAUCAGUGCUACAGUUCUGGAGCACAUGUUGACCACAGACCAGAGAGGAGAGCUGCCCAAGACCCUGACUGACCUGUACUCACACUUCCUGCUGGUUCAGACAAAGAGGAAGAACAUCAAGUACGGUGAGGGACAUGAGACGACUCCACAGCAGCUGACGGAGACUGACAGGGACGUUCUCCUGAAGCUGGGGAGGCUGGCACUUAAACAUCUGGAGGAAGGAAACAUCAUGUUCUACCAAGAAGACCUGGAGCGGUGUGGUCUUAAUGUCACAGAGGCCUCGGUGUACUCAGGAGUUUGUACUGAGAUCUUCAGAAGAGAGUGUGUGAUCUUCCAGAAAUCAGUCUACUGCUUUGUUCAUCUGAGCGUUCAGGAGUUUCUGGCUGCAGUCUACACGUUCCACUGUUACACCAAGAGGAACACAGGAGAACUCAACAACUUCUUGGGAAGAUAUGGGGAGGCAGACUGGACCUCCUCACUGUAUGACCUCCUGAAGAGAACCAUGAAGAAAUCCCUCUUCUUUGGAACAUAUGGGGACACAGACAGUACCUUAUCCCUGGAUGACCUCCUGAAGAGAACCAUGGAGAAAUCCCUCACCAGUACAAAUGGUCAUCUGGACCUGUUUGUUCGCUUCCUUCACGGCCUCAGUCUGGAGUCCAACCAGAGAGUCUUAGGAGGCCUGCUGGGUCGGACAGAGAACAAUCCAGAGAUCAUCCAGAGAGUCAUCAACAACCUGAAGAAGAUGCAGAGUGGUGACAUUUCUCCUGAUAGAAGCAUCAACAUCUUCCUCUGUCUGACUGAGAUGAACGACCACUCAGUUCAUCAGCAGAUGAAACAGUUCCUGACGUCAGAGAACAGAUCAAAGGAGGAACUCUCUGAGAUCCAUUGCUCAGCUCUGGCCUACAUGAUGCAGAUGUCAGAGGAGGUUCUGGAUGAGUUGGACCUGGAGAAGUUCAACACAUCAGACCAGGGUCGAUGGAGACUGAUCCCAGCUGUGAGGAACUGCAGGAAGGCUCGACUCGGUGGUUGUCGACUCUUAGAGACUCACUGUGAAGUCGUGGCCUCAGCUCUGAAGUCAGACCCCUCACAUCUGAGAGAACUGGAUCUGAGUGAAAACGAGCUACAGGAUUCAGGAGUGAAGCUGCUGUGUUCUGGACUGGAGAGUCCAAACUGUCGACUGGAGACUCUGAGGUUGAAGGACUGCAGUCUGUCAGAUAUCAGCUGUUCUUCUCUGGCUUCAGCUCUGAGGUCAAACCCCUCUCAUCUGAGAGAACUGGAUCUGAGAGACAACAACCUGCAGGACUCAGGAGUGAAGGAGCUGUGUUCUGGACUGGAGAGUCCAAACUGUCGACUGGAGACUCUGAGGUUGAGUUGCUGCAGUCAGUCAGAGAUCAGCUGUUCUUCUCUGGCUUCAGCUCUGAGGUCAAACCCCUCUCAUCUGAGAAAACUGAAUCUGAGUGAGAAUGACCUGAAGGACUCAGGAGUGAAGGAGCUGUGUGGUUUUCUACAGAGUCCAACCUGUCGACUGGAGACUCUGAGGUUGAGGAACUGCAGCCUGUCAGAGAUCAUCUGUUCUUCUCUGGCUUCAGCUCUGAGGUCAAACCCCUCUCAUCUGAGAGAACUGGAUCUGAGAGGAAACAACCUGCAGGACUCAGGAGUGAAGGAGCUGCUUGAUCUACAGCAGAGUCCAACCUGUCGACUGGAGACUCUGAGGUGGAGAUGGUAUGACUGAAGGUGAGUGUGAAGAGGACAGUGUGUGUGGACGGAGGCUGAGCUGUGUCCUGAGGAUCCAGAGGCUGAAGCAGCAGCAGCUUGUGUGUAGUCUCCAAAUCUACACAACCCCUAAUCUGCAUGUGUUUGUGAGAUGAAGCCGGAGCACCUGGAGAAAACACGGGGAGAACAUACAGACUCCACACAGGAAAACCCCAUCUGAACCGGAUUCAAACCAGCAACCUUCUUACCCCGAUUGUGUUUAUUCACAUGAAGAAUGUGUUUAUUGAAAUGACACAACACAAGCAAAAUAUAUAACCCCUCUAUAAAGAGUCACAUACAGUGUGUUUACGUUUGUCUUUAUUAUUGUCCACCUUUGUCCCUCAGUGUGUCUCCAUGUGUGUAGAACCACAUUCUGUGUAUAUGUUUGUUUAUGAUCUUAAAGUUCCUGGAUUCACGUCACAAAUUGAUUUAGUUCAACACAAAGUUCAACACAUUGAAAUCACUUUGAGUUUAAAAUCAGAGUUUUGUCUUUGACACAAAAGAUCAAAUCUCUGGACUUAAAAAUGGGACGUUUUCAUUUCUGCAUCAGGUGCAGAGCGGUGGUGGCUUUUCUACUUUUGACCCACAGGUGGCGCUGCAGUAUAACAGCAGCACAUCCCAGUCAAAGCCUUUAUAUUCAGUCUAUGAGUCAAACACAUGGAUCAUUUCCUCUGUGACAAACCAGAUGUAACGAGAAGAAAAACAUCUCAGAGAGAAAAGUUCUGUUUCUACUUGUCUCUGCUUUAAUGCUCAAUAAACAUCCUUCCACCGA
Molecule: messenger RNA, 3968 nt
Organism: Pleuronectes platessa (European plaice)
Lineage: Eukaryota; Metazoa; Chordata; Actinopteri; Pleuronectiformes; Pleuronectidae
Product: NLR family CARD domain-containing protein 3-like
Exons: 10
Coding region: 123-3176 (1017 amino acids)
Molecular function (GO): protein binding
Source: RefSeq, a predicted model, not a curated record